Messenger RNA from Gryllus bimaculatus (two-spotted cricket), 3298 nucleotides. NCBI's taxonomy places the organism in Eukaryota, Metazoa, Arthropoda, Insecta, Orthoptera, Gryllidae. The record is from the annotation of a GenBank genome assembly.
CCUUGGCUACAAACCCUUCAUGUCUGCAGUUCAAGGACAAGCCGCUGUUCUAGCUAAGGUGCUCAGCAAUAAAGAGAAGCUUCUGCAGUGUCAGCAGCAAGCUGCUGUACGUCGACAGACACCACCCCAACAGAGUCUCUCUCCAUCAGCCUUGUGCUCUGUGCCAGUUAGUACAUCGUUGUCAAAUUCAUCUCCUGUAUCUCCAUUAGGGACUCGUUCACGCCAUGCCAGUUCUAAUCAGGACUCUGCUGCGAGUCGAGCUGCUACUGGUUCAAAUUCGGGUAGCUUGGGAAGAUCAGAAAGGGAUGUGAUUAGGCAGGACAGUCUAGAACAUAAAUCUACCAAAUCAGAUUCUGUAUUUAGUGGAGAGGAAAAUUUGAACAGUGAUCAACCUAUUGAGACAAGAAGUGUAAAUGAAAUGAGUAAAUACGAAGAACUUGAGAAGGAAAAUGCUGAAGGCUCAGGAUGCGUGAUAACAUAGUGAUAUCUUAUAUGUAUUUUUCAGGGUUAUGUAAAUAAGGUACUGACGUGAACUUUAUAUUGUAAAGUGUGAAUGUUUUCCUGCAGAUGGAACUAUGUUAUACAACAAAGGCAGUCUUUUAAAAUCUCUAGAAAAAUAUCUGCUCACAAUCUUAAUCUACAAUCAAAAAUUACUGAAUGUUUUCACUAUGUGAUUGCACAUUCCUUUUACAUCUUGUAUACUAUUGAAAAUAGUUGGAUAUAUGCUGCAAGCAGAAUUAAUUGAUAAUAACCUACACUGGUAGGGAAGAAAUAAAAAAGUAAAUUCACAUUAUUUUUUUAACAUUUUUCUCCUAUAUAUUUCUGAACAGGAGAGUAGUUGAAUUGUCAUACAGAGUGAACUGUUGGUUCAUUAAUAAGAGUACAAAUUUUUUUUUAAGCCCCUGAUGUUAGUCAAGAGCAAAAUUGCAGCAAAGGUGAUUUAUCCAUUCUAAUGGUGCUCCUGUUAUUACCUUUACUAGAAAUGCUUCCUGUGAUGUGAAAGUUUUGGGGAGAACCAGAUAAGCUUAUUUCUCAGAUCACGUAUUUCAGGAUACAUUUAUUGCACUGUGUUCACUGAGCCUUCAAAAUUGUUUUCUUUUCCAGUCUAUUGUUAGAUCUUACUAUGUAAUUGUUUUUGUUAAUGCUGUAAUUGCAGUUUUCAAUACUUUACAACUUCUGGACCUAUCUCAGGGUUGUAGGUUGUAACUUAAGAUGAUUAUCAUUUUGGGCAGUGAGUUUGUACCGUGAUAUUCUUGAGAGAGGAAGUAUAGCUCAUUUUUCCAUGUCAUACAUUUGUGAUGGGAAAAAAUAAUCACCUGUUUAUACAUUUUGUAGCAAUGGUAAUUUCUAUUCCAUAGAUUUCAAAUUAUGUGAUUAGGUAGAAGAGUCAGCUUGAAUAGUUACACUUAGGUAAUGGAGACAGGGAGAUUGUUGUUUUCUAAAGAUCAAGAACUUUGAAAAAAUAAAUAUGUUGCAUUCAUGCCUCAUGGGAAUGAAUGCUUACCUCCACUAAAUGUUUCAUGCAAUUCUCCUCUGCAAUAGUGAACUGACAAUAACAGGUCUGUUAUGUGGUAUUAGUUUUACACACAGACACACACUUUUUUUAUGUACAUAUAUAUUUGUAUGUGUAUAUCCAUCUAAAAAGUCUCUAAUUUCAUAAAUAUUUACUUACUAAGUUCAAAUAAAACAUAAAGAGGCUCAGAAGAAAAUUCAAAAGUAGACCAAGAGGCUCUAAAACAACUUUCUCUGACAAGACAACUUUAAACAAAAGGAGGAUUGUUAAAAGCACCAAAAGAAGAAAGGAAGGAGAAAAUGCAAAUAGCAGUAUUACUCACACUGAAAGUGUAAGAUGAAAUGCUAAAAACUGCAUCAAAAGUGAUAUUGGAAUAAUUCAACUGAUACUGAUACAAAUGAAGAAAAAGAAGCGUACAAAUAUAAAAACAAACAAAAAUAUUGAUCACCUUCAACCUUCUAUAAAUUUUUAAAAUAAUUGUGUCUGUGGAGGCAAACACUAAGAAAUGUUUUAAAAAGGCAGAAUAUUGUAUUUGAUAUUUCUUCAUUAAACUGCGUUGAAACUGCAAAAGAAGAUUGAUGAAGAUUUUUAAAAAAAAAUUUUACCGUAUUAUUUUAAUAAAAGUUUAUUUAAUUUAAUCUAAUGAAACCUAGCAUUGUUUAAUAUUUUUUUAUUUAUUUGAAUCUUGGUAAAUAUGUUGUAUAAAUUAACAGCUUAAGCUUAAUUAAACUAGUUUCAUAGUUGAAAUUGAAUUUUAAUUUAUAAAUUUCAAUUUGCAAAUAAAAAAAUUAUUUCUGUGGAGCUGUUUUCCACAUUAAAUCUUUAAUUUGAACUUUGUGCCAAUUAAUGUUGAUUUUGUCCCUAUUUUUAUUUAAAACAACAUAAAUUUGAUUCAAAAAGUCGCCAAUGGUCCUUCCUCACAGCAUUUCUCCUCUUCUCCUUUCUUUACAUUACAUAUGAACAUCAUAAAUGAAUGAUUUCAAAGCCAUCUGUGACCAGAGUUAUAUGAAUGAUCUUUACUUUUUGAGUGACACUGCUUCGAAGGCUGUGAUUCCCAUGUUUUGUCCGUCAUGUUGGUAUGUUUGAUUGUUUCUCUUUCUCUGCCCCUCUUUUUUUAUGUUCUGGUAAUUCUUUUAAUUUUGUAGUUCUGUGUUCUUUAAUUUCUUUUAUUUUAAUGAAAAUAUAAAAUACCAUAAUUUACAAUAAUUAACAUAAGUUUAUACAAAAUAGUUAAUACAAGAUUUCUUUAGACAGUUUCUACCAUAGUUGAGCAUUUUACUGUUUACAGCCUUCUAUUUCUUUGAGUAUUUUCUUUAUUCUUGAAACUACAAAAUAAUCUUCAUCUCUUCCAACUUGUGCAAUUCUUCAUUAACACUGGAGUUCUUCAAAAUUUUCUUCUUGAGAACUUCAGUUUGUUCUGUUUUUGCCAAAGGAAGUAUCAUUUCUGCACUUGUCAUCUAGCUUUGCAGAAUAGAAAUAAUGAUAAAGAAGUUACUCAAAAUGUGCAUCAUAAAUGUGCAAAAUUCACUCGUUCUUUUAACCGUUUAUUAUACCAAUUUGUGAAACCACAGGCUGAUGUAUGCCUCGAGGACAAAACAAAAUGUAAAGCAAUAUUCUCCAUUACAUAUUUAAAAUGUUUAAAGGAAUAAUUUUCCUAAUGUUGGUCAGUUUCCAAGAAGAGACUUGUUAAGAAUUGUUACAUAAAAUGAAAUCAACAGGUGUGUGUGUGUGUGUGUGUGUGUUUAUUUUUAUUUUGUUAAAAUUUAUUUGCAUCAUGCUUUCCUU